Pseudozyma flocculosa PF-1 is the source of this 909-nucleotide messenger RNA. RefSeq lists its product as uncharacterized. Gene Ontology annotation, biological process: recombinational repair; interstrand cross-link repair. Gene Ontology annotation, cellular component: mitochondrial nucleoid; mitochondrial chromosome. NCBI's taxonomy places the organism in Eukaryota, Fungi, Basidiomycota, Ustilaginomycetes, Ustilaginales, Ustilaginaceae. The record is from RefSeq and is a predicted model, not a curated record. The transcript has 4 exons. The coding region runs from base 1 to 909 and encodes 302 amino acids. Gene Ontology annotation, molecular function: single-stranded DNA binding.
AUGAACGCGCUUCCUUCGCUGGCGCGCCUGGCGCCGCGACACGCCACCCGCAUCGCCACCCGCUCCUUUUCGCAGUGCACCCUGCCCGUCUACAGCUCGCGCCCCAAGCAGGCCGGCGGCACCUACCAGCGCCCCGCCCCCGCCACCGCCAGGACCAGCGUCGACGACCUCCACCCGCUCCCCGACUCGAUCAAGCAGAGCAUCACCGCCGACCCAGAGCCUACCGAGCCCUACACCGCCACCGGCAACUCAAACGCCCCCGAGGACCACUCGAGCCGACCCGCACAGCUCGGCCCCUCGGCGCCCGACGUCGACCCUAGCGUCGCCGCCCCCGGCCAGGUCGGCCGCGCCUCCGGGUCCAGCCCCGCAUCGUCGUCCGAGGCCUGGGGCACCAGCUUCGCCGGACUGGGCGAAAAGUCCUUCAGCAAGGACGCCGUCGACGUCCUCAACGCCCCCAUCAACGAGCAGGACGUCGAAAUCAAGCCAGACGGCCUCAUCUACCUGCCCGAGAUCAAGUACCGCCGCAUCCUCAACAAGGCGUUUGGGCCUGGAGGCUGGGGCAUGGCGCCGCGCAGCGAGACCAACGUCGGCCAGGGCAUCGUCAGCCGCGAGUGGGUGCUGAUAUGCAACGGAAGGUUCGUGGCCACGGCGCGGGGCGAGCAGGAGUUCUUCAAGCCGUCGGGCGUCCCCACGGCGUCCGAGGGCGCCAAGUCCAACGCCCUGAUGCGGUGCUGCAAGGACCUCGGCGUGGCCUCGGAGCUGUGGGACCCACGCUUCAUCCGCCAGUUCCGCAAGAAGCACUGCGUCGAGGUGUGGUGCUCGGACACGAGCGGCAAGAAGAAGAAGCUGUGGCGCCGCAAGGACGACCCGGCGUUCGAGUAUCCGUGGAAGGAGAACGGCUUCGCGUGA